CCAUGUUUGAUACACGAGUAGAAUAGUUGGCUGGGGAAAUCAAGUUUUGACAUAUAAGUGGAAUUCAAUAUUUUAGUGAAGAUGGAAACUCACAUCGAAAAUAAUUUAAAAAAUUUGAAUCAGAAAUUCCAAAAUGAAGACGUUUCUUUCGAUUCUGUCGAUAUGGAGAAGUGUUUGAGGGAAUUUAAAACUGAACUUUAUGUUAAACGAGAUCAGGUAAAGCAGUUGAGAUCGGAUUUAGAGAUGGCUACUGAAGAAAUUGUAGAAUUAAAAAAAGCCCUCGAUGUUGCUACUAAAGGAUUGGAUGAAAAAAAUUUUAAUUUGAAUAUUAUUACAAAAAAAUUUCGUAUAACCGAAGAUGAACUUUUGAAAAAGAUCGAUUCAUUAAAUACCAUUCAAAUGCAGCAUAAUUUAAUGGUAUGACGUUUAUGUCUAUUAGAGGGUAAUUUGAUUAAUAAUGUGAAAAAUAAAUAUUUAUUUUACUGGAA
Diorhabda carinulata is the source of this 488-nucleotide messenger RNA. RefSeq lists its product as uncharacterized. Bases 82 to 423 code for a protein of 113 amino acids. The record is from RefSeq and is a predicted model, not a curated record. The transcript has 2 exons. NCBI's taxonomy places the organism in Eukaryota, Metazoa, Arthropoda, Insecta, Coleoptera, Chrysomelidae.